Dromaius novaehollandiae (emu) is the source of this 6847-nucleotide messenger RNA. RefSeq names its product TSC complex subunit 1 (gene TSC1). Gene Ontology annotation, cellular component: TSC1-TSC2 complex. Bases 750 to 4229 code for a protein of 1159 amino acids. Lineage: Eukaryota; Metazoa; Chordata; Aves; Casuariiformes; Dromaiidae. The transcript is spliced from 24 exons. Gene Ontology annotation, biological process: negative regulation of TOR signaling; regulation of cell cycle; negative regulation of cell population proliferation. The record is from RefSeq and is a predicted model, not a curated record.
CGCCGCGGCUCCAGGCCGCUGUGGGUCAGCGGGGAGGCGGCCGCGGCCGCGGCGGGAGAUGGCGGGCGGCGGGGCCGCUUGGCCCGGCUUCGCCCGGAGGCGCCGGCGCGAGGAGCGGCUGCGGAGCCGUCGGGGAGGGUCGGCAGAAGUUUCUACCCUGCAAAUCUGAUGUCCGUAUUCCCACUGGCAUCUGAGGAGAAUUCACAGGGAUUAAAGAAUUAAAUCAGCAGUUUGCAAACAACAGCCAGCAUCGCCGCUGAACUCCCCUACUUCGGGAGUGAGAAAAGCCAGGACCCCACCGAUCCGGAGACUGAAACCUUGAGCUGGAAAGCAGCUGCGUGGUGUACCAAACUGCAGGCUGGAGAGCCUUCCCUGUCAUCAUCCCUGUUGUUCUUCCCUAAAGUUUGUGUUUUUCCCAGGGAAAAAAAUAGACUUCAUUGGGGGAAAAAAAAAAGGAUGAAAUGUCAUAUAGUUGGCACAUUUCAGCAAAAAACAGACAGGAAUGAUCCUUGUCUGCGGUUUGCACGUGACCUAGAAGAGCACGCAGGGAUCCUUCCCUGUAUUUAUGGAAGAUUGGUGUAAACAGAACGCACGAAGCGAGCUCUGCACGUUCAUGAGCGAUCAUGAAAGGUGUGUGGUUGAUAGCCUUGGAGACAGAAGCUCAACUCAUCCACAGAACAGUCUGGUAGAGGCACCAAUGAGGAACUUCCUGAAAUUUUAACCUCCACAUUCAUGUUAGUACCUGCAUCAUGGCACAGCAAGCAAAUGUUGGUGAGCUCCUCUCAAUGCUGGAUUCUCCGAUUCUGGCUGUCCUGGAAGAUAUAACAGCUGCGUUCAAAGAUAAUCUCAUUUGUGACCGUGGACCUAUGCUUGUGAACAACCUGGUAGACUAUUACUUGGAAACCAAUUCUCAGCAGGCACUGCAUAUACUGUCCACGCUGCAAGAGCCUCAUGACAAGCACCUACUGGACAAAAUUAAUGAAUACAUGGGCAAAGCUGCUACCCGUUUACCCACGCUGUCUCUGUUGGGGCAUGUGAUAAGACGACAGCCGUCUUGGAAACAUAAGCUUUCUCAAGCACCUCUCCUGCUUUCAUUACUUAAGUGUCUCAAGACUGACACAGAUGUAGUAGUACUCACCACAGGUGUUCUAGUGCUAAUAACCAUGUUGCCAAUGAUUCCUCAGUCUGGCAAACAAUACCUUCAUGAUUUCUUUGGUAUCUUUGGCCGUCUCUCAGCCUGGUGCUUGCAGAAUUCAGGUCAUGUGGCAGAGACUUAUCUUGUCCAUCUUCAUGCCAGUGUUUAUGCUCUUUUUCAUCGUCUUUAUGGAAUGUACCCUUGCAAUUUUGUCUCCUUUCUGCGCUCUCACUACAGUAUGAAGGAAAACUUGGAGACCUUUGAAGAGGUCGUCAAGCCAAUGAUGGAACAUGUGCGGAUUCAUCCAGAAUUAGUGACUGGAUCUAAGGACCAUGAACUGGACCCACGAAGGUGGAAAAGACUAGAAACUCAUGAUGUUGUGAUAGAAUGUGCCAAAAUCUCCCUGGACCCUGCAGAAGCAUCAUAUGAAGAUGGCUAUUACUCUGUGUCUCGGAAACUCUGCACAAGCUUAAAGCAUCAUCAGACUGACCCCAGUGCCAGCCAUUACAUUGACACACAGAGCAGCUAUGGGACUUCUACCCCUUAUUCCACUCCUCGGCUAACACUAUCACAAAUGCCAGGGCAGCUACCUCAGAUUCUGAGCCCACAGUCAAUGCGUCUGUCAACUGAGCCACAGCAGGUUACCAUCUGGAGCCCUUCUGCAAUUUGUGGUAUGACCACUCCACCAACCUCCCCUGGAAUUACCCCAUCAGAGUCGUCCCAGUCUGCAUCACAACCUUACAGCAAAGCUUUCAGCACAUCUGCAGGGGGGAAGGGGACACCUUUGGGAACGCCGGCCACAUCUCCACCACCAGCCUGCAUUUCAGAUGACUUUGUGCAUGUUUCACUCCCUUCAGCUGCUGCCACACCUCCUAAAAAGGAGGACAAACCAGAUCCUGGGAGGCCUUUAUUGUACCGACAGCAAAAUGUCACAAACAGUGAGAAAUCAUUGGACACACCUGGUAGUAAAAGUUCAGUAACUUUAAGUGAUCUUCCAGAAUUUUUAGGAGGUUUGUCUUUUGAAGAUAGUGCUGAAAAGGACAGAGAGGAAGAUGCAAUAUCUAAAGAGAUCUCUGAGAUCACAACUGAUGCUGAACACAUGGUGCCUAGAGGAGGAUUUGACUCUCCAUUUUACCGCUCAAAUGAAAGUCUGUCAGGCUCUCAAAAGAAGACCCAUUCAGUAGUCUCUAGUGUUCAGGGACACAGUCUGACCUCUGAGCCUUUAACGUCUUCUCUGGACAAGCCUGGGCCUGAGAGUGCACGGGAAACACCCAAACAAACAUUUACUCCCAUUGACAAGCCCUGUGGAGGCUCUGGUGAAAGCCCUGCUGGUAACAGGGAAGGAACCUCUGGGGAGACGAGUAUCCUCACUCCCAGCCCUUGCAAAGUACCAGCACAAAGAAGAGUGGGGUUUGGGAGUGGGCAGCCUCCCCUGUAUGAGCACCUUUUUGAGGUUGCAUUACCAAAGACUGCCUACCUCUUUGUUGGCAAGAAGACUGAAGAGCUGCUAAAGAAAGCCAAGGGAACCCAGGAUGAAGACUGCACAUCCUCUACUUCUCCGGUGGAAGUACUGGAUAGACUGAUACAGCAAGGAGCAGAUGCGCACACUAAGGAGCUGAGCAAAUUGUCUCUGCCAAGCAAAUCUGCUGACUGGACUCACUUUGGAGGUUCUCCCCCUUCAGAUGAGAUUCACACCCUGCGUAACCAAUUGCUUUUGCUGCACAACCAGUUAUUGUAUGAACGCUUCAAAAGACAACAGCAUGCCCUUCGGAACCGGCGACUCUUGCGAAAAGUGAUUAAAGCAACAGCACUGGAGGAACAUAAUGCUGCCAUGAAAGAUCAGUUGAAACUACAGGAGAAAGAAAUCCAGGCCUUGAAACUGAGUCUGCAGAAAGAACAGGCAAGGUACCACCAAUUUCAGGAGGAACAUGAAAAUAUAGUGGCUCAGCUUCACAGCCAGAUCAGACAGCUGCAACAUGACCGUGAGGAAUUCUACAACCAGAGCCAGGAAUUGCAGACCAAGCUGGAAGACUGCCGGAAUAUGAUUGCAGACCUGAGGUUAGAAUUAAAGAAGGCUAACAACAAGGUGUGUCACACAGAAUUGCUUCUUAGCCAAGUUUCUCAAAAGCUUUCCAACAGUGAAUCAGUGCAGCAGCAGAUGGAGUUCUUGAACAGGCAACUUCUGGUCCUCGGAGAGGUCAAUGAGUUGUACUUGGAACAGCUGCAGCACAAGCACACAGACACUACAAAGGAGGUUGAAAUGUUGCACGCUGCUUUUCGGAAAGAACUGGAGAAAGCGAAGUUCUGUGUUCAACAGCAAAGCCAAAGGCUUGAUGCUUCCCAGAAACGGAUAGCUGAACUGGAAUCUCAGCUUGCUAAAAAGGACCACCUGUUCCUGGAACAAAAGAAGUACCUAGAAGAUGUUAAAAUCCAAGCGAGAGGUCAGCUGCAAGCAGUAGAAAGUAGAUACAAGGCCCAGAAAAGAAUCACACAGGCAUUUGAGCUGGAGAUCUUAGAUUUGUUUGGCCGACUAGAGAAGAGCAGCCUACUGAAAAAACUUGAAGAAAAAGCAGAAGCAGCUGAAGCAGCAGAAGAAAGGCUGGAUUGUGGUAAUGAAGGCUGUGCAGACACUGUGGCGGGAUACAGUGAAGAAACAGUUGGUAGAAAUGGAGAGACCAAACCUCCCAGCACUCGGGGUAGUAGUAGCAGUAAGGGUGGCAGCAGCAGCGAGCUCUCCACCCCAGAAAAACCCCAGAACCAGAGAUUAAGCAGUCGCUGGGAGACAUCCAUGUUGCUGGAGCCCUCGACUACUGUCCCACUGACUGUAGGUUCACUCCCCAGCUCCAAGAGCUUCCUUGGAAUGAAGGCACGAGAAUUAUUUCGCAACAAGAGUGAGAGCCAGUGCGAUGAGGAGGGUGUUACCAUCAACAGCCUUUCUGAUACUCUAAAGACUGAACUAUGUAAAGAUCCAAGCAUGGAGACGAAGGCCCCUCCAAGCCCCGAUAACCUUAGCCUUUCACCUAAGAUCCAGGAAAGCAGUGUUGGACAGCUUCAUAUCAUGGACUACAAUGAAACUCAUCAUGACCACAGUUAAAGAGGAAGAUAGUCAAUCAGUGUUAUUUUCAUAUUCUUGGCAUAGAACAGGAGGCGUGAAUGCAAGUUUAACUAAAAGCUUUUAUGUUUCUUUGGUCUGAGCAGCUAGCUCAUGCAGCGGAAUAGGAUUGAUGUCCGGUAAUGGAAGGUGGCUGCUGAACGAAUGCAAAGUGGAUUUUUGGGUCUGGAAUUGUAAUGCCCAGCCUAACUCUUGCUUCUUUCUCAAAUUCAGUCUUUAGCAGCGUGUACUAAUUUGAAGGGACAUCUGUUAGCAUUUGCAAGUAUUUUUUUCCUUUCUCCCUGUCCCCAGUGAGCAGCUGCAUUUAUGAACUUGAGUGCAAUAUGAGGCCAAAUUAACAUUUGUGAGUCUACUAUGAAUGCUUUGUAUUUCCUUGCAAGCUUCCAGUUUAGAGCAGUUAAUUAUGCUGCCUGUCCAGGUGACUUCGGUUAUUUUUAUCCUGGAAGGGAGCAAAACUAGAAUUCCUAGUGCAUUCAUCUAAAGGUCUAUAUUUUGCCUGUUCACUGUCCCACUUCCCUCAGAGCCCAGUUUUUAUUAAGUUGGACUCCGAUCGAAGAACUAAAUGUUUAAAGAACAGUGUACCUCUGCAAAAUGAUUCACACCCUAAUUCAUAAUCAUUGUUCAUACUGUCCUUAACAUUUCUUGGAAGUUGCAUUUGAACAGACGAUAAGGAACUGGAGCUUGUAAUGCAGAGAUCAUAUAUGCUGAAGACUUGUUAAAAACACUAGCUUCCGAUAUUUUUAGCAUUUUAAGUGUUUGCCUGACACACUGGUACUGACCUCAAACUGGUUUGUGUGUGAAAGCAGUUUGGGUGGGAGAAGAGGGAAAAGGAAGAUUUACGCAAAAAGCGAGAGCAUGCAGAAAAGGUAUGUAAUAUAGCAAGCUCAUGAAGGUUUGCAGAAGAGCACGUUUCUCUAAUCGGGGAAAUGCUCAUGCUGCCUGACCUCCUUCAUAGUUCUGGUCUUUGUUCUCAGUCUGAGCAAGAUCACUGUGUUUUUUUGAGUCCAAGAAAUUGGCUUCACUCUUUCUGGGAAUAUGUUUCCAGGCUUGACUUAUAGGAUACGGUCUGCUUCGACUGCUGUUCUGCUCCUAUUGCAGCAUGUUUUUCAGCUCAGUGCCAUCAGUUUGGCUCUAGGUAUUACCCCUUCGCCCUCAUCCCCAGUUUCCCUAAAAAACUAGGCUGUAUGCACUGAAGAGGAAGCACGCUUAAACUGAGAAUCCGAAUUCUGCCAGGGAGCCUUUCUGUGUCAAUCGUGUUUAAGUCAAAGAUGAACCUUGUGUGAAGGAGGACUGUGGGAUCAGGGUUUGUCAGUGGUCGGAGUCAAAUCUUUGUGACAGAACAAAGCCCACUGUUAGGAAGGCAGCGUGCUUGUUUUAGACCUUAGAUCCGUCUGGGUCCAAGCUUACUUAGACAUAACGGGCCUCAGAAUUACCCUGCACCGCAUGUGGCCUCUUUUCUUAAACAUUCUCUGGGUGGCAGCUGCUGUUGAAGAAUCUUCUCAAAUAUAAAUCAAGUCCAAGUACGCUUGCACUUGUAGUUCAUUUUCCUUCUUAACCUGAACAGGAACAGAAUCUGUCAAAGGCUGGCAUUAUGCUAAUGCGUGCCUGACAGUACUCUUCCUCCCAUUUCCACUUCUUCCAUAACACCUAGGGUCUAAAUACAUUUCUGCCUCUCUAAAUUAUUCUCAGUGUCCUUUCAGUUCGUCAGUCCUAACUCUGAAAGUAAAGGUGAACUUCAGUGGUUUUGUCAAAGCUUGAAUCUGCAUGGAAUAGAAAAUAGAGAGUUGGUUGUAAGUGACAGACUGGUUUUGUCGACAUGUCUAUAGGCUUUCUAAGACUUAGUGGUAGCACAUGUGGUAGCGUACGUUUCAGUAAGAUUUGGAGGUCUCCUGCCCCUUGCCCCACCAGGCCCCAGCCCCUAAAAGUGAAUGGUUUGCACAUUGCCCUUGAAGGGGCUGGCUCAGCUGUUGGAUGCAGUUGUAUUACAGGAGUUCAUAAGACCGUCCUUCUGCUUUGCCAAGCCCCAAAAGAGUAUCUUGCUUAUAUGAUGACUUCACUUUUCUGGAGGAGAGGUUGUUUUUGUUGUCGGUUACAAAAAUGCCCUGGCGGUGAAAUGCAAGCUUAUUGAUAAGGUGGCCUUUUUCUUCUUUUAAAAAGGAUUUUAGCACCGGGAUAGUAAUGGAAACCACUUUAGGUUUGUUUAUGGACCACAAAGAUUAUGGAGGAACAAACUUUGCCUUUUUUUCUUUUUUUUUGUAAAUCUAAAAAUCAUGGAUCUGCUGUAUGUAGUUAACUUGCAGUUUGUUUGAAGGGGUCCCAUCAGUGAAGUGGAAACAGAUUUUUUUAACUGACUGCUUUUAGUUAAAUCUAAAAAUGCUGUCUUUGUCAAGUUAAUCUGUUCCCUGCCUCGCUCUUUGUAAGCAUGUUAAACAAUCCACAUUAAAUGCCAUAAAUAUGAAAUAUGAGGAAAUGGUACAAUCCUAAGCUAAAGAGAACUUAAACCAAAAGGAGGUUUUGCUGUCCUUAUUAGAAUGUUCUAAAAUGUCAAGGCAGUUGCUUGUGUUUAACUGUGAACAAAUAAAAUGUAUUGUUUUGCACUA